AACAUCAGCCAGAUUAUUACAAGUACCUAAUGAAUGAUCCACAUAUUUAAAAGUUGAGGCAGUGAAGAAAAUUCUGCAUAAAAUAGCCAUUUUAUGUGAGAUUAGAUCAAGAAAACUUGCUAAUAAAGUAGAGCUUGUAAAUGGCUACUGAAGCUGAUAUUAAUCCAGAGCCUCUACCUUUGAUGGAAAGCGGAGUUGCCAGACACUCGAACCCAGCAGAGUUUGACUACCAUUCUCAAACUGCUGAUUACCUUGUAAAAUCAGAAGCAAUUGUUAGUACGGAGGUUGAAACUACGCAUAGUAGCUUCGAAGCAAAUGCUGGAGCAAUGGAGGAUGUGAGUUUUUCUGAAUCAUCCUUAAUUGCCAAGGUUCUUGAAGAAGAAACUAAGGAAACCAAGGUGAGCUCAUAUCCAAAGAAAGAAUCUUCAGCUCACACCUCUGAGAAUUUGGAGAGUACUAUUGAAACAAAAACAAGUACGCGCCAAGACAAUGUGAUUGACAAGGAUUUCGAUUUGGAGCAACAAAUUAUAGAAAAAGUUGAAGAAAGCUCCUCUAUAGUGGCAACAAGUCCAGACAUUCAGAAAGAUGGCGGUGUAAGCUCUGCGAUUGUAAAUAAUUUGGAUGAGGAAGUUGAGGUUCCAUCUGUGACAUUGGGAACAGAAAAGUCGAGCAAUCAAGAAGUUGGGUUCGAAGCAGUAGACAAAUCAGCAGAAAACUUCAUUACAACAAGCAAUGUGGCAAGCCAAGUCACCAAUGACUCGAAUGAUUGCCCCGUUGAACAACUUGCAGAUGAAACCAAAGAGAAAGAUAAUGUGGAAAAAUCUUCUUCCUUGCAAGCUGAAGAAUCGUGUUUGCAGGAAUCCGAUAAAACUGAGAUGUACAAAGUAGUCUCAGAAACUUGUCCAGAAGAUGAUGUCAAAAUGAGUCGAGAAGAGGAACAACAGAUUGAAAGUGUUGAUAAAACACCUAAGUUUGAUAUCAUUGGAGCUGAAAAAGUUGCUGAAGAGAUAAAUUCUGAAGAACAGAUUCACAGCCUGGUCACAGAACCGGUGGAGCAGGCUGUCUCUGAGGCAAUAGCAGAAAAGAGCAAGGAUAGUCCACCAACGGAAUUGCAUGAGAAGAUUGAAAUUUCCAAAGUUGAGAUCCCAAACAUAAACGAGGAUGAGUCGAAUGGAACUCAUCCUGUAGAGCAAGAAACCGUCUUGGUAAAAGAAAAAGAGCUGGUUAACAUUCCAUUAGAAACACCGGUAGUAACUACAGAAUCAAUAUCGAAAGAGGUUCACGGAUCAGACUCCAAACAAAACUUAGACACGACAGCUGCUGAAAAGAGCAUAGCAGAAGAAAUUAAGGAGGAAGCCUCCAGGACAGGUUCUGUAGGUGACAACUCUGAAAAGUAUCAAGCUGACGAAGUUGGCAAUACUUCCUUCCUUCAAGAAACAAAGGAGCAAAUUGUUCAUGAAGCAGAAACACCAUCGAAGGACGAAGUAGAACGAAAUGAGAAGGCCAAAAGUAUCGCAAUUGAAGAGCAUCUUAUGCAGUUUGUUGAGGAUUCCAAGAAAGAAAGAACAGGAGACAACAUUGCACAAGAUACAAGUGAGAAUGAUCAAACCCCUAACGAAACUGUUCCAACACCACCGGUAGAUAGGAUAGCUUCAAGUGAACCUUCUGAAACAAAUGUGUGCGCCCAAGUUGAUACAGGUGCCAUUGAGAACAGCAAAGAAGCAUUUGACAUACAGGAGGAAGAGAAGCCAACAGAUGCGGUAAAAGGUGAAGAAAUCGUAAGUGAGAACAACACUAAAAGCCUCUCAGAAAAUCUUGUAAAGAAUUCUCAUAAUGAUGAUGACAAUGCUGGGAAGUCAAGCACAGAGAUUCUUGAAAAGCCUGAGAUAGAUGCAAAAGUUGAUGGCAUUUUAACAGAAGCAAAAACGAGCGAUGAAAGCCCUGACUCCCUUAAAGACCAUGAAAAUCAGCAAACUGAAAACUUAACUGUGCACCAAGCUUCCAGAGAGGAUGGUUCAUCGAGUCAAAAGUAUGAAAGAGAGACGGAUGCUAAAAAAGAUGAAGUUUUCAUAAAUGAGAGCAAUAUUAAAAGCUAUUACCAGGAAUCAGUUGAACCUGAUCCUGAUAAGAAUGUCCAGAAUGAUAACAGCACUGCAGAAAAACCAAAUGUAGAGAUUUUAGAGAAGCCUGACACAGCAAACACAAUUGAUGAUACCAAGAUAGUAGAGGUUGAGGAACACCAUGAAGUGAUAUUGAAGGGUGAAGAAGGUAUCGAACAGAUAUUGGAGAAGAACGAAUCAAAAGAACACAUUGAACAGCAAUGGAAUGUGAUGUCUGUAGAGACAGAGGGAGCUUCGUCGAGUCAAACAGACGACAAUGCUGUGGAAGAUGGACGUGAGAAACCUCUAUGCAAUGAGAGGGAGCUAGAAAAGGAAAAAGAUGAAGACAUCAUAAGUGAGAGUCAUACUGAAAGACUCUCAUAUGAAUUUGUUGCAGAAAAUCCUAUAGUUGAGGGUUCGCCUGUAGAGGAAAUACACGAGAAUGAAUCUCUCAUCAAAAAGGAUGAUGAUGGGAAAGAAAAAUCCGGGCUAUCAGAAAUUGAGCACAGUGAGGUGAUACUGACGGAAGGCAAGGAUUUAGAACAGAAAUUGCAGGAAAAUGAACAUGAACCUGAAGUAAAAAAUGAACAAGCAUUGGAGGUGAUAUCUGCAGAAAUGGAGGCAGGUGAUUCAACUCAACUAAGCAAUAAUGUUGUAGAAGAAGAAGUAGAAAAGAAAAUAGAAGAAGAAACCAUAAACGAGAGCAAUGUCGAGAGCCUCUCAGAGGAAUCUGUGGUAGAAGAUCCUGUUAAGAGUUUCAACACAGAUGACAACUCCACUGAGCAGUCAAACACAAAGAUUUUGGUGGACUCUGAGGCAGCAAGAACGGGUGAUAACGUUUCACAUGAAACAAAUCGGAGCAAAGAAAGCUCCGGUGUAAUUUUGUCAUCAUCACAAGCAAAAGAAGUAGAAAACCUACAAGACGAGUGUAAGAAUAUUCCAGAAGAAUCUUCAAUCGAGGAUGAGCAUAAUACCGAGCCAGAAAUACUUAAAGUCCAAGGUGAGAAGGAGACAUUGAAGAGUCAAGAAGACAUAGAAUCAGCGGAAGCAGAGUUGCCUAAUGUAGAGCAUGAGAGCAUUGCACUUGAGGCAAAUCAGAAUAAUGAACCAGGAGAAAUUAUUGAAUCAUUACCGGAAGUGAUUGUAGUAGAAACCAAGGAAAGCAUGUUGAGAAACAAGGAUACAGAUGAUGUGAUCCUAGAUGACGUGACAGCCACCACGAAUACGGAAGAAACAGUAGACUCAGAAAAGAAAGAAGAAGGUUAUGCAGAUACUGAUGCGAGCAAAGUUGAAAAACUUCCAACCUCUGAGUUAGAUAAGGAGACUACCCCUGCUUGCCUGAGUGAAGACACCGAACAAGAACCUGAAGAAAACAAUGAACAAGCAUUAGAGGUGACAUAUGCAGAAAUGGAGGCAGGUGCUUCAGUCCAACUGAGCGAUAAAGCUGUAGAAGAAGAAGUAGAAAAGAAAACAGAAGAAGGAACCAUAAACGAGAGAAAUAUCGAAAGCCACUCACAGGAAUUUGUCGCAGAAGAUCCUGUAAAGAAUUUAGAACAAGCAUUGCAGAAGGUUGAAGAAGGAGAAAAUAUUGAGCAUUCAAUAACUGGGCUAUCUGCAGAAUUUGAGGCUGGUUCUGUUACUGCACUGGCUAAUAACCCUGAAGAAGAGAUAGAUUCAAAGGAAUCAGAGUUGCAUAAUGUAGAACAUGACACCGAAGAACAUGUCGAAGAUGAUCAAUCUGUUGAAAAAGGAACACUUACAAACUUUGAGCAUGAAGAAAGUAAUUCUGAAGUGUCCCACAAAGAGAUUUUGGAGUCUAGAACCGCUAAAACAGGCGACAGCAUUGCACUUGAGGAAAAUCAGAAUGAUGAAAGCACCAAUUCAAAUGAGCCAAUGAUCCAAAUUAAACAAGAUAAGAGCUUACAGGAUAAGGACAUAGAUCAAACAGAAACUUUUCCCAAUGAGAAAAAGGAAGAUGAUGGAUCUUCAUUCCAUGCUAGUGAAGACAAUGACAGCGAAACUAAGGUAGCAGAGUCCGCUGAGAGCAGCAAGGAAAUAUCAAAUGACGAAGAUAAUAUAGCACCAGAACUGCAAAAGAAAGAACCAGAAGAACUCGUUACAUCAUCCGAUGUGAUUGCUGCAGAAACAAGGGAAAUCGUGUUGAGUGAAAAGACGGAUGACCAUAAUACUGAAAAAGCUUUAUUCAAAGGAAAUGAAGCAUCCUGUGAAGAAAAUCUGGAAACUACAGUACAGAAGAAUGAGGCAGAAGAACUUAAUGAAAUAUUACCAGAAGUGAUUAAUGCAGAAACCGAGGCGAGCAUGUUGAGCAACAAGGAUACUGACAUUGUGAUCCCAGAUGAGGUGAUAGCCACCCAGAAUUCAGAAGAAACAGUAGACUCGGAAAAGAAAGAAGAAGGUUAUGAAGAUAUCGAUGAGAGCAAAGUUGAAAAAUUUCCAACCACAGAGGUAGAUAAGGAUGCUACACCGGCUUGCCUAAGUGAAGACGCUAAACAGGAACCUGAAGAAAAAGAACAAGCAUUAGAGGUGAUAUCUGCAGAAAUGGAGGCAGGUGCUUCAUCCCAACUGAGUGAUAGCACUGUAGAAGAGGAAGCAGCCUCAAAUUCAGUCAAGGAUACAUCGGAAACAGUUGAUCAUCUUAUUGAUGAAACGAAUAAGAAACAUGACAACUCAACUCUUGAAGCUUCAUCCAUAGGAGAACAAGAAAGUAUGGCAAGUGAGAACCGAAGUCCGCCAGAAGCUUCAAUUUCUGAAAAAAUAGAUGAAGCCCUGAAUUCUCCGAAACCCGAAGUAGAGGAUGAGAAUAACACCGAGGGAGAUAUACUUAAAGUCCAAGAUGAGCAGGAGAAAUUGAAGAGUGGAGAAGAUUUAGAACAAGCAUUGCAGAAGGUUGAACAAGGAGGAAACUUUGAACAGUCAAUUUCUGGGCAAUCUGCAGAAUUUGAGACUGGUUCUUUUACUGAAAUGGCUAAUAACCCUGAAAAAGAGUUCGAUUCCAAGGAAGCAGCGUUGUCCAAUGUAGAACAUGAGACCAAAGAACAUACCAUAGAUGAACCAAAUAUUGAAAGCCUCCCUAAACAAUCUGUUGAAGAAGGAACAUGUGAAAACUUCGAGCAUGAAGAAAGUAAUGCUGAAGUGUCGCAGGAAGAGAUUUUGGAGUCUGUGAUGGCUAAAACAGAAGAGAGCAUUGAACUUGAGGCAAAUCAGAAUAAUGAAAGCACCAAUGUAAGUCGUCCAAUUGUCGGAAUUGAAGAAGAUAACAACUUACAGGAUAAGGACACAGAUUCAGCAGAAACUUUGCGCAAUGAGAAAACGAGGGAUGAUGGAUCUAUAUUCCAAGCUAGGAAAGAUGCUGAGGUAGUAGAACUUGGUACUUCAUCUGAUGUGAUCACUGCAGAAACAAGGGAAAUCAUUUUUAGCGAAAACACUGAUGACCAUAAUACGGAAGAAGCUCUAUCGAAAGAAAAUGAAACAUCCUGUGAAGAAAAUCUGGAAACUACAGUACAGAAGAAUGAGCCAGAAGGGAUUAAUGGAGAAACCCAGGCAAGCAUUGUGAUCCUGGACGAGGUGAUAGCCACCCAGAAUUCAGAAGAAAUAGUAGACUUGGGAAUAAAAGAAGAAGGUUAUGAAGAUAUAGAUGAGAGCAAAGUUGAAAAAUUUCCAACCACAGAGGUAGAUAAGGAUACUACACCUGCUUGCCCGAGUGAAGACACUGAAAAACAUAUCAUCACAGGAGAGGGCAUAACCAUAGACAUCUCACCACAAACUGAGAAUCUUGAGCUAACUAGUAUAGUUGAAGAAAAUGCAAAACAAGCCGUCGAGGUAAAUGUUGAAAAAGACCAGCCCACGGGACAUGCUAUGGUAACCGAAGAUGAUGUGAAAGAGGUAGUGACAAACGAAGAGAUUCAAGAAUCUACAAAGAAUGAAGAUAUUGAAGAACAGGCCAUAGAGAAAUGCCACAUAAUUGAGGACAACUCUGAGGUUCCAGCAAGUCAAGUACAGGCUGAAAGUUCAUUAAAGAAGGAAGAUGCAGAUCAAAAUGAUACAGUUCAGCCAAAAGAAGAGAUAAGAGACCACAGUUCCGAGGUUACAGAAGAUAUUGCAGCAGUAGGUAGUGAGGUAGCAAAAGAUUUUGAUACCGGGAAGGACAAACAACAACCAGGUGUUGUCCUCUAUCCUCUGAAAGCAUCCGAAGAAGAAAACCUGCAAACGGAAAGCAAUGAGCGCCUCGUCGAAGAAUCUGUUACGGGAGUGACAGAAGAAAUGAGCUUUAAAGAGGCUGUACAAGAAGAUAAAAGGCAGUUAGAAAGCUCUGGCACUGACACUCAAGAGAAGGAACAAAUAAUGGUGAAUACCGAAGAAGCUAUACUGAAUAAUGCCGAUGCUGAUGGUAGACAGGAUAAUGUUCUGGUUGAGAGUAAGGACUGUGAGACUCCAGCAAAGGCAGAUAAAGAUGAAGAAGAUAUAAAGCAUGGAAUCCAGAACAAAGCUGUAAUCGCAGGAAAUGAUGAUGAAAAUGAAAGAAUCAUAAGCGGAACGCCUUCGGAAAAAAUAUCAAAUGAUAGCCCAGUACAACACUCUGAAAUGUCACCAAACGUUUCUGAGCUUGUGACCAACGAAGACAGCAAGCCAAUAGAAGCAGAUUCAGCAGAAGAUACAGCAGCAAAUGAAAUCAGAGAAAUUUCUCUGAUUUCUUCACAAGCAAGUGAACCAAACCAUACUGAGCAUGAGAGCACAACUGCAAAAAAGGCAUCUGAAUUGGGAUUUAUAGACACUGAAAAAGAGAAAACAAAUGAAGAAGCUAAGAUAUCAAAAACCUCGGAGGAUGAGGAAGCGUCGAAUAUAGAAGAAGAGGCAUUGAGAAGUACUGAAUCAAUUAAUGCUAACACGAAACAAGAAAUCCUAGAAGAAGCAAACUUGACCAAGGAAUUUGAAUCAUUAGAGAAAGAAGCAGUCCGAGAGAAUGAAACAGCCGAGAUCAAAAGCUAUGGAUCUCCAACUGAAGAGAAUACUGAAUCCGCUGAGUCUAGCAAGAAGCUUGAACAUACUUCAGAAAUCAUGACAAGAGAUGUGAGCGACCAGAUAAUCCUUGAGACAGACCAAAUUACAGUUGAGGAAUACAGUAUUUCUGAAUCUGUUGAACAGAAUCCUCAAGAAUCUCAAGAAAGUCGGGAAUGUACGGAAGAAAAAAUAGAGUCGAAGUUGGAGGUUGAAGGUCAGAUUAAAGAAACACAAUUUGAGGAGGUGACUACAAAGGAUGCAAUGGAAACUCAAGAGUUACAGGCAGAAAUUGAAAAAGGUGAUGGUGGUGAACAGAUAAACCAAUCUAACAAGGAAGAGAAAGACUUGAAGGAACUCGAAGCUGUGUUCAUCGCAGAAGAAGGAGCCGACAAGGUGACAGAUUCCAUUUCUUUAUCCACCGACUCCAUUGAGCAUACAGAAAUAGCAAGUUCAGAGAAUCCAGAAACCGAAACCAUGGUGGAAGAGACACCAAUUGUAAAAGAAAAGGCAGAAAUAGAAGUAGAAGAUGAAGGUGUAGCAAAGAUUGUCGGUCUCUCCUCCAUUGAACCAAGGAAAGACUCUGAAGAAGUGAUCAAAGAGCAGAUCGUAGAGGAUAGAGACAGAGGUUAUGACAAUGAAAAGAAAACGUCUGUUGCACAGGUAUCAUUAGACUCUAACUUGGAAGAAAUUCAAACAGAUGACAAGCCGGAUGAGGCAUUUAAUUUCCCCUCAGUCGAACCUAAGGAAAGUCAACAAGACAUCAUGCCGCGAGAAGAAAAAUCCCCAAACUUCGCAUUUCAGACACAAACUGAUGAUCAUGAAAAUGAAAAACAGGAGAAUGUAGCUGUAGAAAAUGCAGAUGCAAAUGACAUUCUGCAAAGCAGUGGAACUUCUGAUUUAGUCGGUGAAUCCGAAUUUCAUAAAGUUGAAGAGCUUCCUGAAAGUGAAAUUAACGAUGAAAUUGGAGAACCUUCUGAAAUGUCACAUAAGUCACCUGAUGAUGAAACAGUUGCAAUAAGUGCAGUUGCUAUUGAUCUCACAGAGAAGAUAGCAAACGAACAAGAGAAAGCCUCUCCAGAAAUGAUCAGUGAAGUACAGGAUAUAGAAACUAAAGCCGCUACUGAGAAUUUAGAAGAGAAUAUGCAGAAGGUCUCCACAGAAAAGGCCGACUCAUCAGUUAAAUCUCUUGAAGUUGACAUAGAAGAAGACAGAUUCGAAGAGCAUGAGGGAGAAGUUAAAGAAGAAAUCGAAGAAGCUUCUGAAACAGGAUUAGAGGCUCAAAGUCACGAAGCAGCUAGAAAGGAUGAAGUUGCUGAUGAUCAAAUUCUCCAAGAGGAGAAAUAUCAAGCAGAACCUUGUGCAUUAUCUUUGCAGGAACAGGAGCUUGUAAGUUCAACUAAAGUUGAGAAAACAGAAGAAUUGCUAGAAAAUGAACCGAAAGAGAUUGAAGAGGUGUUCAUACAAAAGGAAGACUCCAGCAAGCUCCAGGUCUCCAAAUUACAGCUUGACAAUCCACACGAAGCACAGGACGCAAUAAGGACUUCAGUUGAAAAUGAAGACAAGAAAGAAGAUUCUGAAUCCAUUUUAGAGUCUACGUCAGAAGGACAAGAAGAAAUUAAAGAGAAGGAAAUUUUCUCUGUUCAGACCUAUUCUGCGGAGACACCACAAGAGCAGACUCAGACACUGUCAUCUGCACCACUUUCAAGUCAAAAGGAAGAUGAAACUUCAGAGAAAACGAAAGAAAUGGAGCCUAGAGAGCUUCAGCUUGAUACAAAUGAGAGUAAAGAAGAAAUUAAAGAAGAAUCUGAAUUAGUAUCCAAGUCUAACUCUGAAGAGAAUACUACAGUUGCAGAAUAUGGAUUUACUUCUGAUCAUCCUUUACCAACAGAGAAAUCUGAAGAGCAAAAUCAGACAUCAUCAGCCGGAUUGCUUUCAGAAAAGCAAGAGCAAGGAAUUUCAACUAUAGCUGUGAGUAACGAAGAAAAAGUGAUAGAAGUGCCAGAAGAUGAAGGAAACGUGAAAGAGGAAGCAACCACCGUAAAUUUGAUGGCUGAAGAAAAUCAAAGCGAAGGAGCAACUGCAGCGACACAGUUCACGCGUACUGAACUGACAAAAGAACAGAUCAAGGAGGAAAAGGUCGACGCAGAGAAUCGUCAUGCCAUAACCAUAGAUGAAGUAGAAACUAAGGAAAGCCACGAAAAAAGUACAGGAGAUAAAAUAGUGACAAAGCAAAUAGAAAAUGAACUGCUAUACAAGGAAACUGAAAAGGCCGAUGCAAGCGAUACAACUGAUAAACAAAUCAGCUUAGAAGAGGGAGCAGCUAAAUAUCCUCACCAGGAUGUUGCUCAAAACGAGACUGUCAAAACGCCUUUACCAUAUGAGAUAAGAGGUGAAGAUGUUGAAGAAAAAUCCGGGAGCCUGAAUGGAAUAACAAAAUUUACAACUGCAAGAGAAAAGGAACUGGAUGUAGAGACAGUUCAAAAAGAUGGUACCACAAGCCUAGUGGAAGCCACCAACACCAUCCCAAACAUUCAACAGGAAGAGAAAAUUCCUGAUGGAUUUCCGAAAACUCAGAUAUCCGGAGAAUCGGAACCAGAGAAAAUGAUAUCAGCUGUCAAUAAAGACAUUCCACAGGCUAUGCAAGAACAGCUUAAGGAAACCUUACAAGUUACUGAAGCAGAAGGUUUACAGCCUGCAAAUGCUACAAAUGUCAAUUCAGGAAUAAACAAACACGAAGAACAUGGAGCAGAUGAAGAAGAAGAAAAUGCAAAAGCAGCCAAGAUUUCAUUAUUCGACAUGAUGCAGCAAUCCACAAGAAAACCACAAGAGUAUGCAGAAUCGACAGGUUUGGAAGAACCAACUGCAGCAGCAACCAAAGGAGAGUCGGAUAAGGUGAAAUCAGACGAAGAAGAAGAACAACAUCAAGAAGACGGAGUACUAGAGGGAGGAGAAGACGAGCACGAAAAGAAUGACUCGGGCUCUGAUGCUCCGGUAAUAGUAGAAGCUUCAAAAGACAUUGAUAUUAAAGUACCGCACAAGAAAUCACAUAACAUUUUAUCAGAAGUUGGAUCAAAGGUCAAGCAUUCCAUUAUCAAAGUCAAGAAAGCCAUAACUGGAAAAUCUUCUCAUCCAAAGCAGCAUCCACCAAAAUGAUAUCUAUAUAUGCAUACACAACUUUUUUCAUUGGCUUUGUUAAUUUUUAUUUAUUUUUAAUUUGAGGUGUGGUGUGGUGUGUAUAUGUAUAUAUAGGCAGCAGACUGUACAUUUUCAGAUUCUUGAUUUUUAAUGAUUGAGUUGAAUAUGGAGUGAGGUUUAGUACA
Mercurialis annua (annual mercury) is the source of this 10438-nucleotide messenger RNA. RefSeq lists its product as uncharacterized. The transcript is spliced from 20 exons. The record is from RefSeq and is a predicted model, not a curated record. Lineage: Eukaryota; Viridiplantae; Streptophyta; Magnoliopsida; Malpighiales; Euphorbiaceae. The coding region runs from base 141 to 10271 and encodes 3376 amino acids.